Nymphaea colorata (pocket water lily) is the source of this 872-nucleotide messenger RNA. RefSeq lists its product as uncharacterized. The transcript is spliced from 2 exons. The record is from RefSeq and is a predicted model, not a curated record. Gene Ontology annotation, molecular function: structural constituent of ribosome; 5S rRNA binding. Gene Ontology annotation, cellular component: ribosome. The coding region runs from base 190 to 759 and encodes 189 amino acids. Gene Ontology annotation, biological process: translation. NCBI's taxonomy places the organism in Eukaryota, Viridiplantae, Streptophyta, Magnoliopsida, Nymphaeales, Nymphaeaceae.
UUCUUCUCUGGUGAACCUUUGCUUCAUCUGGUCGUCGUCUUCAUCUUCGUCAUCUUCUUAUUUCUUCGCUCCACGGUCCGUCCUGUCUUCCUUUCUUUUCGUGGGAAUCUUAUUUUCUCCUCCUUCUCCUCUUCUUUCUUUCUGUCCAAAUUUUUGCAGGUAGAAUCGCCGUUUCUGAAACCGCUGGCCAUGGCGUGCAUCUCCUUGCCUACCGGUCCUUAUUGUUUUAGCAGAACACCCAACAGACCAACCACCCUCAUAGUGGAACGGGCAGACGUUUGCUGUCUUUCAUGGUCUUUAUCUUUUCCGAAGCUGACUCUCUCGAUCCCCAGCACGCCUAUACGUCCUGUUCCCACUAAGAAUACCGUGGUACAAGCAGCUUGGACACGUAGAUCACGUGGUGAGGCUGCAAAAAGACCUAACAGGAAGUCUUGGAAGCAGAGAACUGAUAUGUACAUGAGGCCCUUUCUACUAGAUGUGUUCUUCUCAAAGCGUUUCAUUCAUGCUAAGGUAGUCCACAGGGGAACAAGCAAGGUAAUCUCAGUUGCAAGUACAAAUGCGAGGGACUUGAGGAACACAUUACCUUCCCUUACAGAUGCAGAUGCAUGUAGGACCAUUGGAAGAUUAAUUGCCGAACGGUCCAAAGAUGCAGAUGUGUUUGCAAUGUCAUAUGAGCCUAGAAAAGGUGAAAGAAUUGAAGGUAAACUCGGCAUCGUCCUGGAUACCAUAAAAGAAAGUGGAAUAAUUUUUGUGAAAUGAUCGUGUUAUAUUUUAGGCUUAUUUGUCUCUGACUAUACAUGUAAAACCUGUUUCAGAGGAAAAAGGAAACUUGUGCACAUGAUAAAGGUACUCAUUGUCUUGCAUUUGAUUAA